AUGACACGACAGGAGUGGCAUGAGAUUGCUCAGAGCGUAACCCUGGAAACCAUCGAGACAUUAGCGUUUAACAACAAUGUCUCUGAAAUCUCAAUCCAGAACACAAGGAGCCUGAUGCACAUUGGCAGACAGACCUUUAACAAUCUACCCAAGCUACAUUACCUGAGCAUAUCAAACACUGGGAUCACAGUUUACCCUGACAUCACCGCUAUCCAUUCUCUUGAAUCAGAGUUCAUCUUGGAUAUCUGUGACAACCUGCAUCUACUGGAAAUAUCUCCAAACGCUUUCAUUGGUUUGACUAAAGAAUACAUUACAAUGAACCUGUAUAACAAGGAGAUCAGAGAAAUACAUGACUAUGCCUUCAAUGGGACAAAGAUAGAUAAACUAGUGUUAAAUAGCAACCGAAACCUCAGAGUGAUCCGCAGAGACGCUUUCAAGGGAGCCACAGGCCCUGGAGUCUUGGACGUUUCAGCGACACCUCUCACAAAGUUACCACCACAGGGGCUGGAGUCGGUCCUGGUGUUGUUGGCUCAGUCAGCGUACGCCUUGAAGAGUCUGCAACCUCUGCAGGGACUGAGGAGCCUGCGAGAGGCCCACCUCACCUACACCAGUCACUGCUGCGCUCUGCUGAGCUGGGAUGCACAAAGGGACUUUCCUCCCAUCAAGUCCUGUGCCAACCCUUUCCUCGACGCCAUCUUCACCAAGGCUUUCAGAAAGGACGUGUAUCGGCUCAUGAGUGCCAUGGGCUGCUGCAACAAAAGCAAGGUGGACAUCAAUGAGUGA
This is a messenger RNA of Hippoglossus stenolepis (Pacific halibut), 783 nucleotides long. RefSeq names its product lutropin-choriogonadotropic hormone receptor. Gene Ontology annotation, cellular component: membrane. Lineage: Eukaryota; Metazoa; Chordata; Actinopteri; Pleuronectiformes; Pleuronectidae. Gene Ontology annotation, biological process: phospholipase C-activating G protein-coupled receptor signaling pathway; male gonad development; ovarian follicle development. Gene Ontology annotation, molecular function: thyroid-stimulating hormone receptor activity; luteinizing hormone receptor activity. The record is from RefSeq and is a predicted model, not a curated record.